Ilex paraguariensis (yerba mate) is the source of this 1654-nucleotide messenger RNA. The record is from the annotation of a GenBank genome assembly. Lineage: Eukaryota; Viridiplantae; Streptophyta; Magnoliopsida; Aquifoliales; Aquifoliaceae.
GUCAAAUAUGAACAGAACAUAGUUGCUGUGAUGAAUGUGGAUUUCUAAGUAUAACUUCUGAGUACUCUCUUAAUUUCUUCCUAUAAGCACUAGGGUUUGUUGCAGAUCACAAUGUGGCAAGUUUUGGUAACAGCAGCAGUAGCAGGAUCUGGGUUCUUCGCCAAAAAACUCCUUAACACCAAUGCCACUGAAUCCAUUACUGAUUCUGAACAAACUAACCCAAAAUGUGAUCAACCCAAAAAAUCCCAACACUCUUUCGAUAACUCUGCUCAUCCCCAAGUUUCAAUUCUUCCCAUUAUCGAUGACCAGAACAGAAAUACUGAUUUGCAGACUAUCUUUAGGUUUUCAAGUAUUCAGGGGUCUAAGGGAGGAGAUGGGUCUCGAUUGAGGAAGAAAUCAGGGUGUGGUUCGAGAUGGAUUAGGGGUAAUGUGGAGGGUUUUAAGAAUGGUGGGUCUGGGAAAGUAGACAAGAAAUGUGGGUUUGUGAAUGGUGGUGAAGAAGGGGUUGUGGUGGAUCACAGGAAGAGUGGGAAGAGAUUCGCCGUUUGCUUGAAAAAGCGGCGAACUGGGAAAAAUGCGAGUGCUAAGUGCGAAUCUUGUGCUUCCAAAGACAACUCAAUUUUCGGUUGGGGACUUGGAGUUGGAAUGAUGUGCAUGAUGUCAGCUGGGAAAGCUGAAACUGAUAAACUGAACAUGGCAAUGGAUGAGACCAAAAAAGUUGUACAAGAACUGAAAAAUGAACUUUCCAAAAGAAAAUCAUUGCGUAAUAUGCAUGUUUUGAGCUCUAAAAGUGCCGUUAGUACCACUCUGAACACAAUUCGAGGCCAACAUGUCCACCCAGUACUCCUUAAGUCAAGCACCAACAAUGGAGAUGAUUUUGUCAUUCCUAGUCUUCCUGUUACCGAUGAAGGUGAAUGUGCAAGUAGUGUUCUUACUGAAGAGCCACAACCAGAAAUGGAUCAACUGGAAGCAGAGUUUGAAUCUGAACUGCAAAAGCUUCCUUGGUGCACCAUAGAACCUUCUGGACUUGAAGAAAGAAUAUCAGAUACUUGUAAGGUUGACCCAGAAAAAAUGCUUCAGAAUGAAGUUUCAGCUAAAGAGUUUCACGAACCAGAUGACCAGAAUUCAAAUUCUUUCCAGUUCGGUGGGGUUUGCCCAUCUGAACUGGAUCAGAAACUGUGCCAUUUGCUCAUCGAUCAGCAGGAAAGCCAAAUUUUGGACCUGGAGUCUCAGUUGCAAUGCACCAACACUAAACUCCAUGAGAAAGAAGUCGAACUAGAAGCACUCAGGGACUGCAUUAGACGUCUCACUCAAUUUUCUUUAGCUAGCGCUUCAGAUGAAGAAACAGAAGCCAAGGUGGAAGACUACAAAGCCGGUGCUAUGGAUGACGAGAAGAAGAUGGGACUCGAGUCAACAAAAUCAGCUGUCGGGAUGAAAAGAGCUAUGGACUUUGAUUUGUAUGAUUGUCACUCAAAUUAAUACUGUCUAAUCUACAAGCAAAUGGGAAGUUCAGUAAGUGCACAAUCAUCUCUGGCUAUGAGAUUUACACCGUCCAAUGCUAUUAAUACUAAAUUAUGGUACUCUCAAGCACAUUGCCUAUUUUUGUGCACUUGUUCCCCCAACCCCAAACAAAAGUCGUUUUUUUUCCUUCUUG